AUGGAUGAGGAGGAGGAGGACGACGAGGAAGGUGUGGACGAGGACGACAAGGACAACGAGGAAGGCGUGGACGAGGAUGACGAGGACGACGAGGAAGGCUUGGACGAGGAUGACGAGGAUGACGAGGGCGACGAGGAAGGCGUGGAUGAGGACGACGAGGAGGGAGAUGACGAGGACGACGAGGAGGCUGGUGACGAGGAAGACAAGGACGACGAGGAGUGGGGUGACGAGGAAGACGAGGCGGAGUUCUAUCUCGGUGAGUCGGCCUUGAUGGCGGAGCAGACCGCUAUCCUGGAGUCCAUCCAAGAUGAGGUGUAUGUGGAGUCCAACCGGCGCUUCCUCCGGGAAGAACAGGCGAAGACCGAUGUGCUCUUCGACGAGCUGGAUGCAGAGCAGGAGGCGGAGGCCAACGACGUCGAAGUCAGAAUGGAGAUAGUGGACAUCUCCGACGACGGGGAGUAG
This is a messenger RNA of Aegilops tauschii subsp. strangulata, 462 nucleotides long. The record is from RefSeq and is a predicted model, not a curated record. Lineage: Eukaryota; Viridiplantae; Streptophyta; Magnoliopsida; Poales; Poaceae.